This is a messenger RNA of Planococcus citri (citrus mealybug), 2322 nucleotides long. RefSeq lists its product as uncharacterized. NCBI's taxonomy places the organism in Eukaryota, Metazoa, Arthropoda, Insecta, Hemiptera, Pseudococcidae. The record is from RefSeq and is a predicted model, not a curated record. The coding region runs from base 83 to 1633 and encodes 516 amino acids. The transcript is spliced from 8 exons.
CUUCAUUUCUAAUAAGCAAACUACUUUCAGAAUCAGAACACUAAUUUGCUUCAUUCGCUAGGUAGUAACAGUUGACUGCAAGAUGAUGGUUACGUUUGUAAAUUUCAAAAUGCGUUUGAUAUUCGUGUUCGUUGUGUUCGUGUUAAUUAAAUGCAAUGUUUCAACUCCUAUAGGAUGUGACCCGGCGUUGAAAGCGAUUGGUUUUAUAUAUUUGUACGACCAAAUGGAUGAGACCACGAAAACCACCGACUGGUUAUCAAGAAACAUCGACACACUUAUGAAUAAGCUAGCCAAUGGUGGAAUGUGUUUUUGUAUGUGUAAGAGAUUCUGCAACAACUAUCAUUUAUACAAUGGCGUGAAAACCGAUUUAAAAAUCACAGUUCAGUCAACUUUGGAAACUCUGCUCCAGCACUUACGAGAAUCUAGUUCAUAUUCAGUCAUUUUCGUAGUAACAAAUGCCACCGAACCAAGCAACGGGAAUCCAAUCGACCACAUCUUGGAAGAGAUCCAAAACAAAAGAACACAAGUCAACUUUAUUAUCGGAACGGAGACUCCAUUUUCAGACAACGAUUCGCUCCGAGAAUACAAAUUAAUUGCUUCUAUAAGCAACGGAUUUAUAUUAGGCCCAGAAAUAUUUCAAUCUGAUAAGUUUACAGAUGAGAUUUAUCUGAGGUUAGCUUAUCAACCUCAAGUACUACGUCUUUUUGCAUUGGAUAGCAUCAAAAACGAUUUUUCAUUUUGCACGGACGCAGCGCCAUUUUUUACCACUGCUUUAAAAGACUUGAAAUUCAGGAAUUGCAGCGCAAAGGAGGACGAAAAAAAAACAGGAAAACCUCGGCGAAGUAUAAUGACCAAUUUGAUUGAAAAAGGCGGUGGAGAUACGAUAAAUGAAGAAACUGUUAUCAAGGCGUGCUCUGUUGAAAACCAUGUAAAUCCAGUAUGGUUUAAUUAUAUAGGAUUUACUAGCAGCGAUUACGACUUUGAUUACGGGUUUACGAUAGAAGACGUUGUUUCCAUGGAUGACACAUAUCGAAGACCAAUAAAUGGAAUGACAAACAAAAUCUACGUAUCAUUGACGGACAAAAAUUUUGAACAUGGAGUUGAUCAUUUUAAGAUACUCUUUCUGAACGAAACUCAAUUUGGAGGAAAUAUUGCAGUGGAACAGAUACAGGGAACCGAUUUGUUUGUAGGAUCGUUUGAUCCACCAAAGAAGGAAUAUUUUUACGUUGAAGUAACGAGUUAUGUAAACAAACAAACAACUGUUUCUCGAAUUUCAUCGACUGCUGUAAAUGCUGCGGAUGGGUUCGGAGAUGAUCAUGGCAAUCGAAUAUUUGAACAUCGACCAAAAUUUAAAUGCCAACCAAUACUUAAACGGCAACCAGUAGCAUCAAAAUCAUACGACAACAACAACGGCAUAUAUUACUUAUUCAUAGGCGUGCUGUUAGGCUUAUUGUUGUUAAUCGUAGGGCUUCAUUUUGCACUAAAGCUUUUCAAACCAGAUACCUCCAGGUUUGCUGAAUUUUUACAACGGAAAUUUCGUAAGUGCUCCGAGCAGGAUAAAAAACCGCUACAGCAACGAUUAAAAGACGAUAAGGAUCGUCAUCCAGCAGUAUCAACUGUCGAUCGUGUCUAGUGGAUGUUCAGAGAGCUUAAAAAAACCACCAUUACCAGUAAAUAUUGCCACGUUGAAUUUUUUAAAUUUCAACAAUGAUUUAUGUACAUAUUCAUACCGAAAUUGACGAUUUUUCAGAACACUUUCGGCAGCACUUUUUAAAACACAAUUUCCCACCAUAAUUUUCAUUUUAGAUUCUACAAUUUAGUUUUUCAAAGUUGAAAUUGGUUGCAAGAUUGCUCUGAAAAAUGAGGUAAAUUUUUAAUUACCUACAUAAGAAUUUGAAAUUUUAAAAAUUUCGAUAAAAACAUUGCAGAAAGAUGACUUUUUUUUAUAAAUAAUCCAUCAACAUUGUUUUUGACUUGUUUUCACUUUGAUCUCCACCGUUCAAUUUUUUCAAGUUUCACGGGUCUUUUCGAAAUUUAAUUGUCGCAAGAUUGCUGUGAAAAGUGAGUUGAAAUUUCAAGAAUUCUUGGUUGUGUAUGAAUUAAAAAUUUUUGAAUUAUUUUUACAAAUUUCACGAAAACGUUUCAUAGAAAUGAAUUUUUUAUAAGAAUACAUACUUACUCUCCAUUAAAAAUUUUUUGACUCAUUUUCACUUUUAUCUCUUUCUUUGAAUAGCUAGAUAAUAUUUUUUUGUAUCAAAUGUUCAACCUAUUGUAAAUAUUAUCUGUAGCAUUAUAAGUACCACAGAUACCUAGCUACGUAAU